AUGGAGCCCGUCGACGACCGGCAGAGGCCGGCGAGCCACCACCAAGAUGCCGCUCGAGGCGCCCCGACAAUGUCACUACCCGCCCAGCUUCGCAUCGGCGAGGAUGGCUCGGACGCUCUCGUGACCGACGGCUUCAUCAUGCCGCACCUUGGCUCGCCCGCCGACACGCCUCCUGCCUACGGUGCCCACCACGACCAUGUCCAGUUCUCCCAGCCUGGAUUCGAGGCUGGCGCCGCCGUCACCACCGAUGGCCGUGUCAACAUCAAUAUCAACACCAAGAACAGGAGGCUGGCUGAUCUCCUCACGCCCACUCUGGACAGCCAACUCUCGGUCGAGCCCCAGCCCUCGUCCGCUCUUCCGUACCUGCCUCCCGGGCUCGGGCCCGAGUCUGGCACGGAGCAUAUUCCGCCGCCCCUCAACGUCGUCAUCCAGAUUGUCGGCUCCCGCGGCGACAUCCAGCCCUUUGUCGCUCUCGGCAAGGUGCUCAAGAACGACUACGGCCAUCGCGUCCGCAUCGCAACCCAUGCAACCUUUCAGGACUUCGUCCUCGAGAAUGAACUCGAGUUCUUCAACAUUGGCGGCGACCCUGCCGAGCUCAUGGCCUUCAUGGUCAAGCACCCCGGCCUCAUGCCCGGAAUCGACGCUCUCAAGAGCGGCGAGAUCAGCAAGCGGCGCAGGGGUAUCCAGGAGAUGCUGCUCGGCUGCUGGAGGUCCUGCAUCGAGCCCGACGAGACUCAGGAGCCCUUUAUCGCCGAUGCCAUCAUUGCCAAUCCUCCGAGCUUUGCGCACAUCCACAUCGCCGAGAAGCUGGGCAUUCCGCUGCACAUGAUGUUCACCAUGCCGUGGUCUCCCACGAGAGCCUUCCCUCACCCCCUUGCCAACGUCCAGUCGUCCAACGCCGAUGAUGGCCUGGGCGAUGUUAUCAAUCGGUUCCGAGAAAAGGCACUCGACCUUCCUCCCCUCUCCUUCAUCUGGGCGCCAGGCCUGCUCACCCGGCUCAAAGUGCCUUACACCUAUUGCUGGUCCCCAACCCUGAUCCCCAAGCCAAACGACUGGGGCAAGAACAUCGACAUCUCGGGCUUCUACUUUCUCAACCUGGCCUCUUCCUUCACGCCUGACCCCGCGCUGGCAGCCUUUCUGGAGGCUGGUCCGCCACCCGUCUACAUCGGCUUCGGCUCCAUAGUGGUCGACGACCCCAACGCAAUGACUCGCAUGAUUUUCGACGCUAUACACCUGUCUGGCGUCAGGGCUCUCGUUUCCAAGGGUUGGGGCGGCCUGGGAGCCGAUGACGUUGGCUUGCCCGAGGGUGUUCACAUGCUCGGCAACGUCCCGCAUGACUGGCUGUUCGAACGUGUUUCGUGUGUCGUCCAUCAUGGCGGAGCGGGCACCACCGCUGCCGGGAUCAAGGCGGGCAAGCCCACGUUUGUGGUUCCCUUCUUUGGCGAUCAACCAUUUUGGGGUGCCAUGAUAGCGAGAGCCAAGGCCGGUCCGGAGCCGAUACGUUACAAGGACCUAACAGCCGAGAAGCUGGCCGAGGCUCUCCGGAUCUGCCUUCAGCCUGGCACGCAGGAACAAGCCAAGGAGCUCGGCCGAAAGAUCCGCCAAGAGCACGGCACCCAAGCCGGAGACAAGGCGGCAGCGUGGCGAGUCCGGAGGUCCAUGGUCCGGCUCUCCCCCCUCGCGGUGGCGGUGCUCGUGAGCGAGGGGCUGCUCGAGUACACAGACGUCAAGCUAUACCGGCCAUACGAGUAUAACACAGAGGAUCAGCCUCCCGAUCCAAUCUCGGCAGGUGCCUGCUCACUUGUCGGGGAUCUCAGCAGCAUCGGAAUGGCCAUUGCCGAUAUGCCGCGUCAAAUGGUCAGGUCAGGCCAGCGGGUGGGCAAGGAGAGCCAGAACAAACCCCCACCCCUACUACUCGGAAGCACCAGCAAGCAGAGCCUUGUCUCCGCGGAUAAGGUCUCAAAGGUAGAUCAUGAUCCCCCCUCCCCCCCUGGCACGUCGCAAUUGCCAUUGGUAGAUCUGUCGGCCACGGUGACGUCGGGCAGUGAGGACUCGAGCCCACUGGGUGUCAGCGUGGGGGCUGCAGUUGGAGCUGGGAGAAACGUUGGGCGUGCCGUAUCCACUGGCGUCAAGUCACCCAUGAACUUUUGCCUGGGACUGGCCAAAGGAUUCAGGAACGUGCCGAGGCUUUACAACGACGACACCAUCCGGCCCGUCGAAAAGGUCACGGACCUGAGCAGCGGCAUAAGAAUUGCCGGCAAGGAACUUGGAUACGGCUUCUUCGAUGGCAUCGCGGGACUCGUGACACAGCCGAUUCGGGGUGCUGGGAAGGAGGGUGCCGGAGGCUUCGUCAAGGGGUUCGGCAAGGGUAUCGGGGGCUUGAUCACGAAGCCUGCCGCUGGAAUUUGGGGCGUUCCGGCGUACAUGAUGCAGGGCGUCCAUGCACAAGUCUCCAAGCUGUUUACUAGGAGCGUCCAGAACUACAUCAUGACCUCAAGGGCCAUUCAGGGGCAACAAGACCUCGGCAGGGUAUCCAUCGCAGAGAAGGGCGACAUGAUUAGACGCUGGGAUGACUUGAAAUUUGACCUCAAGAACUUUUACAUGAUGAAACGCAAGGAAAAGGUGGCGGGCAAGGUGGUCGCAGCACAGGAGGGACAAAACGGAGCACCGGAGUCACCGUUUUCGCGCCCCAAGACGAGCUGGAUUCACACUCGUCACCUUGCUUCGGAAGAGAGGAAGAAGCUCCAGGCUCAGAAGGAGCUCCUAAAGAAGGGCUAUGUCGACGUGCCGGUACCGCUAACGUCGAGCAGCGGCUCAAGCACGCGGCCGAGCCUGUCCGAGGACGCCGAGUACGAGCAGGCCAUCCAAGCUUCGGUUCGGGAGACUUCGCGUGGCAAUGCCGAGGAGGAUGCCAUGAUUGAGGCGGCCAUCCGUGAGAGUGUCUGUGCGAUGCGGCAGCAUGGUGGCCUGCCGGAGCCAAUUCCGGAGGAUCCAGAGAAGAACACCACCAUCUUUGAGAGCGAGGAGUUCCAGAUCACCGACGAGGAGUACCAGGCGCUUAUCGAGCAAGCUAUCCAGCAGAGCAUGGCCAAUCACAUGGCCCACGCAUCCCUUGGGCACGAGGAUGGAUUCGUGGAGCUCGAUGCGGUGUCGACCAGGCGAUCAGCCGACAGUGCAUCGGCGCCUACGCACUACUCAACUCACGAGGCCGAUGCCGACGCCGAGCUGCAGCGAGCGAUUGAGGAAUCGAAAAAGCAUUCAACUCCGCCGCCCCGGAGUGGCGACGAGGGCGAUGAGGAAGAGCUCCAACGCGCCAUUGCAGCAUCGAAGGAGGAGAUGGAGCGGGAAGCGACGCAGCGCACGGAGGAGGAUAUUGUGCUAGACUUUGUGAAGAAGCAGAGCUUGGCCGAGGAGGAAUACCGGCAGCAGAUGGGCAAGGGCAAAGGAAAGGCGCCCGAGGCGGCGGGGAAGGAUGACGAAGAGGAUGAGGAGCUCAGGAGAGCACUGGAGGAGAGCCUGAAGAUGCAAGAGGGCGCGGCGAGCUCGAGGGCGCCAGAGGAUGGCAACGGGGGGCCAUCGGGCUCGAGGGCGCCCCAGGGACACGAUGAAACGAAUCAUGGAUAG
Hirsutella rhossiliensis is the source of this 3624-nucleotide messenger RNA. Its product is annotated as sterol 3-beta-glucosyltransferase UGT80A2. Gene Ontology annotation, biological process: carbohydrate metabolic process. The transcript has 10 exons. Gene Ontology annotation, molecular function: UDP-glycosyltransferase activity; hexosyltransferase activity. The coding region runs from base 1 to 3624 and encodes 1207 amino acids. The record is from RefSeq and is a predicted model, not a curated record. NCBI's taxonomy places the organism in Eukaryota, Fungi, Ascomycota, Sordariomycetes, Hypocreales, Ophiocordycipitaceae.